CUGAGCUGACAGAAAUCAGAUUCAGUGGUUGAGUAGUUUUCAGUGAGGCGGUAAUGGCUGCUGGAGUGAAGGUGUACGGUGCGUUCGUGCUGCGUAAAAUAGUUGUUUACCGUCAAAUUUCACAAUAAAGUUCAACGUUUUCCAACGCAAAACGAAAGAAAUGGCUGAAGACGGAGCAGGAGGUUCAAGUGGAGGUAGCAGUAGUAGUAGCGGUGAAGCGAGCCGACUGCAGUUGCUACAGGAGAUGCGGCAACAGAAUUUUGAUAGCAUUCGAUUUGCUUCAUACCGAACUGCUUGCAAGUUGAGGUUCAUUCAAAGAAAAGUUCAUCUACACAACGUAGACAUAUGGAAUGUGAUUGAAGCAUUCAGAGAAAAUGGCUUGAACACAUUAGAACCAACAAGUACACUGGGUGUAUCCAGAUUGGAAACUCUAUUAUCUUCGCUCUUCCAUGCACUCAAUAAAAGAGUACCCGUUGCUCAACAGGCCAAGGUAGAUGCGACUACUGCUCUUCUGAUGAAUUGGUUAUUAGCAGCAUAUACCAGUGGGGAAAACAACAAAAUAUCUGUUUUUUCUGUCAAGGUAGCUCUGGCUACAUUAUGUGCUGGAAAAAAUAUGGAUAAAUUUCGAUAUAUAUAUUCCCAGAUAUCUGAUAGCAAUGGGCAUAUGAUCCACUGGAGAUUUGCUGAUUACUUGAAAGAGGUCUUGGCCUUAACAGCUGCCGUUUACGAAACUCCCUCGUUUGGGUACUCUGAUGGAUUAGCUAAUUCCAUAUUUCCCCCACUGGGUUCUGGUUUCCAGAAUUCAAAAGUCACUGUAAAUGACUUUUUGGAUACACUAAUGUCUGACCCUGGACCACAUUGUUUGAUUUGGUUACCUUUAUAUCAUAGAAUGGCCGCCGUUGAAGGUGUUGUUCACCCAAUCGCAUGUGAUGCUUGUCAUAAGGAGAAUUUCACAGGAUUUCGCUAUCGUUGUCAAAAGUGUCAUUCUUACCAGUUAUGUCAGGAUUGCUUUUGGCGAGGGAGGGUUUCUGGAACGCACAAUAACGAUCACGAAACCAGAGAGUAUAGUAGUUUUAAAUCGCCGAGUAAGCAAAUUGGGCAUUCCCUGCGUAAAAGCUUCAGAUGUGUCCCGGAAAAAGGGAAAAAUAGCUUACCAAGGUUUCCAGAGCAGCCCGAAAAAACUCUAGACCUUUCACAUAUCGUCCCACCAUCCCCUCUGCCCUCGCAUAACGGGUUCCCAGAAUCUGGAUUCAUGGCUCCAUUUGAUUCUGGUUCAAUGGACAGUCGAUCGACAUUAAGAAGUAUGGAUAGUUCAAGACUAGAAGAUGAGCAUAAGCUCAUAGCCAGAUAUGCCAUGAGACUAGCCCAAGAAGCACGCGCUGUGGUAGUGCCUCGUUCUGCAUCCAAAAUGUCGCAGGCUGACCAACCGGGAAGGGCACCAUCGGAUGCCAAUCUCACAUCGUCGGACAUAUCACGAGCGCAACGAGAACUGAUAUCGCAUUUAGAGGCGAAAAACAAGGAGAUCAUGCGCGAAAUUGCAAGGUUAAGGAGACAACAAGAAAUUAAUGCUGCUGGUCUGGAAAAUCCGGCCUUGAUGUCCGAGUUGAGAUCACUCAGGCAACGAAAAGACGAAUUGGAAACACAUCUUGUUACAUUACAAGAUUCUCGAAGGCAGCUUAUGGUGCAGCUUGAAGGACUAAUGAAGUUGCUAAAGAAUCACCAGGCAUCGCCAAGGUCAACCCCAAAUAGUUCACCAAGAAGUACAAAGUCUCCACCGUUACCUCCUGGCGCAGUUCCGAGUAGUCGAUCUGCUCCACCAACACCUGGGGGUGCUCUUACAUCAGCCCCACAACCACAACAGAAUCAACAGCCAAUGUCACAAAGUUAUCAAAGCUCGGCUCCACCAACGUCAACGGCAAAUAUAACAGGCAACACAAUGCUUGGAUCGAUGCAGAAUCCGAUUCCCGAUAGCCUCUCCUGUGUCGGCGGGGAUGUAAGGUCGGCGUUUGGAACAAACAGUUUACCUGGAAGCGGCUCAAGUAGUGCAAACAACAGUUUGGGACGGUCAUUGCGAAAUGAUUUGCUGGUUGCUGCUGACAGUGUUACCAAUGCGAUGUCGACACUGGUCAGGGAAUUAAAUUCAGACUCAGACCAGGAGGAUCAUACUCCAGCCCCAGCACGCCACAACAUCAGAAAACCUCUAGAUUUCGAGGCAGGUGAAGAUGGAGAUGAUAGCAGUGGUGGAGGUAACUCAUGGCGUGAAGAAUUACAACGUCGUUAUGAACAAGAAAAUGAUUUCUUAGCAGAGCUAAGAGCUCGUAAUACUAAUGCAUCACAAACCCCUUCCGCUACACCUUCCAGUGAACAAGAACAAGAAAGAGGUGAGCGGGAAGAGGCAGAAGGAGAAAAAGAAGAUGAGAGUGAAUCAAACUGGGAGGAGGCGGUGAAGCGAUGGGUUAAUCGAUAAAAAAGUUGAACUGAUAUUAGAAAUCUGCUCCAAAUGGAGAAAGAUGUGAAUUUGAGAUAGUGAUAAUUAUAAUUAUAGUUUAAUUUAUAGGAAACACCUUAUUUGCUGCAUAGAGAUUAUUGUAAUUACCAGAUAUUAGCUUUAUUCGAGACUGGAUCAUGAGACAUAUUCAAUGUUUUACCUUGAUAUUCACACGCUCAACCUCCCAGCUAUGCUAGACAUACAUUAAUAUGUCCUAGGUAAAUAUACCUAUAGAUAUAUCGCAAAUCUCACUGUCUACAAUGUCUCAUAAUCUUCAUGGCCGACGAAAUGAGUAGUCGUAUCUUCCAUAUUUCAAAUAUUUGAUCCUGCCCAGAUUUGUUUUAAUAUACGAGGUAACUAACAAUUUGAUACACUCUUAAGAUAUUGUAAUAACCAGUUUGGCGAUAUCGAGUCAUGCCAAAUGUUACUAUUUUAUAUGCAUCCUGCAAAUUGAAUUAAUUCAACUGUCAUUCGAAAAAUAAAAAAAAAACUCGCUCACUAAUCAAUUUUAUAAUUGCUACACAAUAUUCAGUAUGCUUGGCUAUCAACUCUUUGACCAAUAGUAAACAUAAAUUACAUAAAUGACUAUAGCCGAAAGUAGGUUCUUUCUACGGGCAUUUAUGAGCCUAUAAUAUUGGGAACUAAUGUUCAAUAAUAUUGUGCCAUGUUGCAAUAGAUUUUUUUACCCCAAGUAUGUACAGAGGCAACCAUUCCUUGUCAGAUCAUGCCUGUUUCAUCGAGACUGAGCAGUUUAGAUAAAUGAUCACACUCUUAUAGCACAUACAAUAACAAUUUCACAAUGUCGCAGGGCUCUUGGAACUGCGCCAAUUAGUUUCGAUUAGUGCUAAUAAUCAUCCAACAGUACAAUAACAAUCUUCAAUCAAAAUUUCUAUGGCAUUCAAGUGUCUGCAAUACCUUCUUUGAUCGCAAACCUGUGUAGUUGGUGUAAUAGAGCUAGUGAAUCAUGUUAAUCGAUUUUAAAAGGUAUAUAACAGAUGCUGACUUUUGCCAGCUCUAUUGAAUUGUACCCUAGUAACAGGUACUGAGUGUUUUAUGAGAGCCAGAGUGAUUUUUAUUUUAUAUUGCUUUCAUGUGGACUGAGGACAAACAUAGCUGAUCAUCUUAUAGCUGAUUCAACUAAUUAUAACGUUCAUUGAAACUGCAAGCCACACUAUUCAAUGGAUGAUGCAAUUGUUAGAUCAAUUAGCUAAUGGCUCUGAUUUUAUGAGUCUGUAAUUACAGGAAAUUUAAUACAACGCCUCAUCUUUGGUCUAAAUAACAUAUAAUUCUAAAUGGUCUAUGCGCACCGAAGUACAUUCUGAAGUUGAAAUAAUAACUGAUUCAGCAUUCUUUAAUGAAGCCUCCUAGCAUUUCCUAGGUGUAGCAUAAACAGUGGUUUUCGAUUAAUAAUAAGCAUCUUAUUCAUCAUAAUAAUGUUAUUUUAAUUUUAGUUAAAAAUACUUUAACUUUCACGGGAGCCACUUUGAGGUGACAUAGGCAUAAAAAUCGUCUAUUGUUAACUCACAAUCAGCGAAUAUUUCAAUUAUAAAUUAUUCUACUAUGUGUAUAAUACUUUACGUUUCAAAAUUGAUUGAUUGAUGAUGAAUCAAUUUGCACUUGUUAUCGUCGGAUGAGACACUAGCUAUUGGCUAUAAAAAUUCAUAAUCAAAUACUGCUUCUGCUUAUCGCUACUGGCUCUAAUUAGCCAACGGUACGUAAUGUUUUCGAUAUUGUAAAAUUACGUAUAAAUAACAACGAUCGAUUUAUGAUUGAGGAGUACAGCUUAAUAUAGAUCAGUAUUGUAUAUAAACAUUAUAUCAUAUUUAAUUGUGAAAUUCAUAAAUUGUUAUAGGUAUAGACAGCGCACAAAAAUGUAUUAAAAUUUCUCAAGAUAGUAACAGGUGAUAUCUUAUUCGAUGUGACAAACUCGGCAACAUUGACUAUAUCUCGCUUGUUAAUGAGGUAUCAAACGAUUUGUUUUAGUUCCUAUAGUUCUUAUCGUACAUUCCACAAAUAGAGAAAUUAUGAUGAAAAUAUUAUGACGCAAUUGGUACAAACCACUGGGUUUAGUAAGAUUGUAAACAUAGGAUAGACCAUUAGUUUUACAUCACAUUUCGUGUAAAUAUUAAUUUAUGAUCUUUCAUUUUGUUCAUAUAUACAUUCAUUCUACAAAAAUCAUGUAGCCGUCUUUGAAAAGAAGUACUUAUUAAAAAUAAAUAUGAAACAGA
Messenger RNA from Athalia rosae (coleseed sawfly), 4716 nucleotides. Its product is annotated as dystrobrevin beta. NCBI's taxonomy places the organism in Eukaryota, Metazoa, Arthropoda, Insecta, Hymenoptera, Athaliidae. Gene Ontology annotation, cellular component: synapse; plasma membrane. Gene Ontology annotation, molecular function: zinc ion binding. The transcript is spliced from 17 exons. Gene Ontology annotation, biological process: synaptic signaling. Bases 161 to 2467 code for a protein of 768 amino acids. The record is from RefSeq and is a predicted model, not a curated record.